UCCACCAAUGAGGAGACUGCAAAAACAAUAUUAGCUUUGCAACAGCGGCGAAAACCCCGAUGUGACCGGGCGUUGAUUACACUCCUGGGUCAUCAGGUGUAAUUUGCGAAACUUGUUUUUCACAUUUCUUGCGGUAAAUCAGUCGCUAAAGUUGCGGGUUUGCGGCUCGCGGCGGCGCUAACUUGUGGGAUUAGUUCGCAUGCAGCCCGACAGCGGAGGGUGACAGCGGUGGGAUGGGCUGUGAGGUGUUCAAGAUGGCGGCGCCCUGUGGAGUGCAGCUUCUCUAACAGAGGUGCCUGGAGACUGUAUCGGAGGGUGGGCCCAGGAGUCCUCCAGGCAGGCAGGGACUGACACCUUGACAGAGAGACACUGCCUCCACCUCCUGCACUGCCACCGCCACCAUGGCCAGGGAGCAGCCCAAUGUGGGGGACCUCCUCCCACUCCUGGAGACCUCCGACCUCCACCAGCUAGAAGAGAUCCGAGGCCUUAUCAAUGAGCAGCUCAGCACCGAGCGAGGGUCCAUGCUGCUGAACAGCCUGGUGGACUACUUUCUGGAAACUAAUUCUACCCAGGCCAUGCAUAUCCUCUCCUCAGUCAGAGAGCCACAUGAUAAGCACCUUCUGGACAAGAUGAACGAGUGCAUGACCAAGCAGGCCUGCCGUCUGCCCACCCUCACCCUGCUCGGCCAUGUAAUCCGCAAGCAGCCGUCCUGGAUCCACAAGAUUGCCCGAUACCCCCUGCUGCUCUCGCUGCUCAAAUGCCUCAAGACGGAUACGGACGUAGUGGUGCUGAUAACCGGAGUACUGGUACUGAUCACUCUGCUGCCCAUGAUCCCUCAAGCGGGGAAACAACACCUGUGGGAGUAUUUUGACAUCUUCGGCCGCCUGGCAUCCUGGAACCUUAAGAACCCUGGGCAUAUUUCGGAGGUUUAUCUAAUCCAUCUGCACGCCAGCGUCUAUUCCCUCUUCCACCGCCUCUACGGCAUGUACCCGUGCAACUUUGUGUCCUACCUGCGGUCCCACUACAGCAUGAAGGAGAACAUGGAAACAUUUGAGGAGGUGGUAAAGCCGAUGCUUGAACACGUUCGUAUACAUCCUGAACUGGUGACUGGAACAAAGGACCAUGAGCUUGAUCCCACAAGGUGGAAAAAGUAUGAAAUCCAUGAUAUCGUCAUCGAAUGUGCCAAAGUGUCUCUAGACCCCAAGGAGGCCUCCUGUGAGGAGGGUUACGCCACCAUGCCUGAGAGCUUUUACCCCCAAAUCCACAUGCGACCACAAGACUGCACUUCCAGCCCCUACACAGACCUCCACAGCAGCUACGGAAGCUCUUCUUCGACCCCAUUCUCAACUCCACGGCAGCCGCUACCCCCGCCCCUGUCCUUGCCCCCCUUCUCAGGGACACAGCCCUCCUACCGCAGCCCACAGACCUCCAGACGCCAGAACUCGACCUGUGAACUCAACUCUUCCUGCGGGGGGAAGGACCCUCUGUGGAGCCCCUCCUCGUUGUGUGGCAUGGCCACUCCCCCUUCCUCCAGGGGCAUGUCGCCCAACUCGGAGCUCUCCCACAGUGCCUCACACCUUCCCAGCCGCUUCCACUGCACAUCAGGAGGGAAAGGAACCCCUGCCUCAAGCACUCCAGCCACCUCCUCCCCACCACCCACCCUAUCAGAUGACUUUCCCAUAAUCUCAUUACCAGCCAGCACAGUCCAGUCCAGUCCCCCAAGAAAGGAUCGUCGACAAGGAGAGAGCAGUAAACCCACACUGGUGCGUCAGGAGCCAGUGAAAGACACAGAGAAGAGUUCAGAGAUACCAACAAAUCGAGAUGCAGGAGCUGCUGAGAAUGUCUCCAUGACUUUAACAGAGCUGUCGGUCUUCAUGAAGAAACAGGAGCUGGAGCUUCAGCUGAGAACAGAGAAGGAGAGGGAAGAAGCUGCCAUCACAGAGGAGCUGCUGAAGAUCACUGAAGACACACAGGAGCUGCAGGGCCCGAGGGGCUUCGACUCCCCUUUCUAUCACACCACUGAGACUCUGACUGGCUGUCAGGCACAAGACAAGACCCACUCCAACGCCCAGCCUGAAGGCCCCAUCCGCGGCCCCCAGUAUGUUGUGUCAACACCAGACAAAGCGGAGAACACGGCAAGCACCAGCGGCGUUGGCAGUGAAAGAGGAGGUGGCGGAGCAGGAGGAGACAGCAGGAGUUCAGCCCUCGGCCUCGAGCAGUCCUGGUCUUUCCAGUCCUGUUUCACCCCGAUCGAUCACCACCUGCACCGGAGUCCCUCCGCCCCAGACGACGAGGUGGGCAGGUUCGGGAUGUUCUCCCCGAGCCCGUGCAGCAAGACGCCAGCCCCGGUGCCCUACGAGUCGUUUUUCGAUCUGGCUCUGCCCAGGGCGGCUUCGCUCUUCGUGGGCCAGAAGACGUCGGAGGCGGUGCACAAGGCGGCGAUGGAGAAGCUGUUACAGCAAGAGGAGGGGUUGGAGGACGGGGAGGAGGAAGGGGUAGUGACUGCUUCACCACUGGAGGUGCUGGAUCGCCUAGUUCAGCAGGGGAGCGAUGUCCACGAUAAAGUUCUUAAGAGAUUACCUUUGCCAAGUAAGUCAGCUGACUGGACGCACUUUGGAGGCUCUGCUCCGCUGGACGAGCUUCACACGCUGCGCAGCCAGCUGCUCCUGCUGCACAACCAGCUGCUGUACGAGCGCUACAAGAGGGAGCAGCACGCCGUCCGCAACCGACGCCUCCUCCGACGCAUCAUCAACGCCACUGCACUGGAGGAGCAGAACAAUGCUAUGAAGGACCAGCUGAACCUGCAGAGUGUGGACAUCUUGUCUCUGAGGGAGAGUCUGCAGGUGGAGCAGCAACGGUACAGGCAGCUGUGGGAUGACAGGGAGACUGUGGUGACCAGGCUCCACAGUCAGAUCAGGCAGCUGCAGCAGGGCCGAGACGACUACUACACCAAGAAUCAGGAGCUCCAGAGUAAGGUGCAGGAGUGUCAGAAAAGGAUGGAUGAACUGGAGGCAGAGCUUCAGAGAGCCAACAACAAAGUGUGCCACACCGGUCACCUCCUCAACCAGACAACCAUCAAGCUGAGCAACAGCGAGAGCACCCAGCAGCAGAUGAGCUUCCUGAACAAGCAGCUGCUGCUCCUCGGGGAGGCACAUAAGCUGUCCAUGCAGGAGUUACACCACGGCGGCGGCGAUAAUGCAAAGGAGGCCCGGAUGCUGCAGGCGUCUUACGGGAAAGAGGUGGAGACGCUGAGGCAGAGUUUGUUGGUUCAGGGUCAGAAGAUGGAGGCGGCGCAACAGAGAGUCGGCGAGCUGGAGACGCACCUCUCCAAGAAGGAACACCUCAUCGCCGAGCAGAAGAAGUUCCUCGAGGAUGUGAAAUGUCAGGCAAAGUCGGAGCUGCAGGCCUCAGACAGCAGACAUUCGGCUCAGAGGAGAAUCACUCAGCUGCUGCAGACCGAACUCCUGCAGCUCUACAGCCGAGUGGAGAUGGAAGCUCCAGCCAGCACUGCUGCCAGCUCGCCACCAGGGGGCAGAGCUGACCCACACACUCUUGCUGACACCAGUGUCCUGGUGCCAGAUGGACCAAGUAAAAGUCACACGAACGAGGAGGCGGCCAGUAAAACACCGCACGACUCCCCUCGGGGCAACGGCAGCACUUUAUCGCCAGGGCAACCAAAGGCGAGCCACUCUUCCAAGUCAUCAGCCAACUCCAUCAAUGGCAGCCAGGACCUGGCCCCGCCCCUGCUGGUGGAGCCCUCGCUGUCCUGUCCCCACGUCAACCCGCUUGCACCCCUGCCCCCCGCCAACGCGCCUCUCACUGUGGGCUCCUACCCCAGUGCCAAGAGCUUCCUGGGCAUGAGGGCGCGCGAGCUGUUCCGCAACAAGAGCGAGAGCCAGUGCGACGAGGAGCAGCCGCCGCCUCCGCGCCUUGCGGGCCUCGCCCACAGUCUGAAGACUGAGAUGUGUGUGGAGCCACCCUGCCCAGAUUAUAUUGCCCCCGUCAACCCUGCUCCCUCCCCCAUUCCGGCUCCUCCUCCAAUGCCAGCUCCUGCCACCCCGCUCACGGUGCCCACCGUGCCCACCAAGGAGCCCCCAUCUGAGCCCAAGCAGCGGGCCUCCAGCCAGGAAAGCCCCCGCAAGAAGGCAGGGGCCGGGCCCGGUGUAGGGCGGGUUCAGGCAGGGUCAGGGCGCCCCCGGCAACAGCAUCUAAAGAUCAUGGACUACAAUGAAACACAUCACGAGCACAGUUAAGAGACAUAGAACUGAGCCGGGAUGGAAAGCGGAUGAGGACGGACUUAAGUUUGAAAAUGGAGAAGAGCUACAAAAUCAGCAAGAGUAACAUGUCUGCUACUCUCCACAAUUCAGUGUUAUUUGAUCCAUUCCUCUGAGUGGACAGCAGGAUUCCCCCAGCGUUUCUUUUUCUUUUUUAUUUAUACUGAUUCAUUCCCCUGAAGAAUGUUUGUUUGAGGAGGAGACAGGAAUACUGAGUUGCAAUGUUACCAGUGAGGAUGCUAAACUUAUGAGUUUGAUCAUGAGACAAAGACGAACACGAUGUGACACUAUAAGUCUGAGAUUUAACGAUCAACCAAAUUAGAAACUUUUCCAAAUUGGCUCCAGUUGUGUCGAUAUGUCCAUAUUUUGAGAAAUCUGCGUCAGUUUUCUCCCUUCAUCCCGAAACGAUGGAGGUGAAACAUUUAAUUUCUAACACUCUGCAGCAGUUUGUCUCGAAACAGCCUCCUAGUUACUCUGGUUAGUCCUCAGACCUCACAGCGAACAGCAUUCAGAGUUCUGUGGAUUAUCCGGAGUGACGGGGAAACUGUUUUCAGAAACACACUUUGCUGUAAUCAUUUUUAGGAUUUUGUUUCAAUGCUGUGAGGACGACAAACAAAGUUCCAUUCACCUCUGUUGUCACAUUUAUCGGAUACAGAAUCCUCAGAGACGGUAUCUAAAAAAUUGGACCAAUAAAACCGAAAUCCUCUGCUGUUGUCAAAUACAACUGCAGGAUUUUCAAAAUACAAACCUUAAAUCACACAUGAAAUAUUGUUACAUUUUCCUCGAUCUUUGGAUUGACGACAGACUUGAUUCGUGUUUGUUUUUUUUGCGAGUGUUACAGCGGAGCGAUGGAAGCGAUCGGUGCGUGUGUGUGAGUGUGUGUGUGUGUGUGUGUUACUCGGGGAAACCUUGAACUGUGACGUCGUUGCUGCUGGACCACCUUAACUUUUUUUUGCUAAACUACGUCGAAGUGUGUUUUGUUUUGCGAGCGUGCGUGCGAGGUUGCAGGUAACGGCGUCGUGUUGAUUCUCCUGUGUCGGAAAAGAUGAGGAAAGUGAACGAAAUGAAGGAACUGAUGAAAUUUUAUGCUUUUUUUUUUUAAGAAUUCCAAAUUGUGUUGUACCUUUUUACUUUUUAUUCCGCCACCCAAGAGGUGUGCCCACCACUACAUAUCCGAAAUUUGAACGAGACCAGAGACGCUACACAAACCCAAGCUCCAAAUAUAAAGGUUUUCUCUGGUAAAGAUGGCGAGAAAACAUUUGUAAUCUGACUGGAUUCAAAUAUCUCCAAACAACAGUGUUGAGACUGAGACAAACACAGUUUAAGUAUCAGACCUAAACUCCCUCUUUUCAAAGUCGUCUAAAUCCUGUUGUCCACCGGGAGCUCCUGCUGUCAUUUCCUUCUGCCUCGCUAUCUAAAGCAUGUUCAACAAUCCACUUUAAACGCCAACCGUAGUAACAACAGCAAAUCAAGACAGAAGGUACAAUCAGCACAAACUGAAGAAACCAGGACUCUGACCGGAGCCAGGGAACCUGGGACAAAAACGGCAAAAAAGGAAGUUCUUAAAGCAGUGGCUUGUGUUUAACUGUGAACAAUAAAGAUCGUCUUCAAUGUUUUGCACUACAA
Hippoglossus stenolepis (Pacific halibut) is the source of this 5900-nucleotide messenger RNA. It is a transcript of the gene tsc1b, whose product is annotated as TSC complex subunit 1b. Bases 402 to 4253 code for a protein of 1283 amino acids. Gene Ontology annotation, biological process: regulation of cell cycle; negative regulation of cell population proliferation; negative regulation of TOR signaling. Gene Ontology annotation, cellular component: TSC1-TSC2 complex. The transcript has 22 exons. The record is from RefSeq and is a predicted model, not a curated record. Lineage: Eukaryota; Metazoa; Chordata; Actinopteri; Pleuronectiformes; Pleuronectidae.